GGCAGCUCCGCACCGGCGGGGCGGGACAGGGAGGGGCAGGAUGGGAUAGGAUGCUCUGCCCACCCACGGGACGCGGACACCGAGGAGGGAACAAGAAGGGGAGCGGCGAGGAGCGCCGCUGCUGGUGUCCCGUGAGAGCCCUACACCGCCCACCCUGAGCCCGCCGGAGCUCCCUGCUCUGCCGGAAAUGCUUCAGACUUCUCUGAUCUUCUGACAUCUGUGACUUGCUGUCACUGGAGAACUGGACUUGACAGAAUGUGAAGGCUGUAGAGAAUUACACAAUACAACUCCUGAGCUCACACCCCACAGUAUCAACUCCUGAAGUUUGCAGUUGGGAAGCAGAAGAUCCCAAAGGCAUAGAGCAUUUCUACAUAAUGGAAUAGCAUAUCUACUCAACUUUGAAAAGUUCUGGAAAUAAAAAUCACAAAGCAAUCCAACACGUUUUCAUCCAGGAGUGCACACCAAAACUGAACUUCCAAGGCCUGGACUUCUUCUCUGAUUUUCAUUCUGUGUCCUUGAGCAAAAGAUGUCAAAAAACACAACAGCGAACUUCACUAACUCUCAGUUAGCUCUUCUAGGUCUGUUCCUGGGAAGCAUUUCAAUGAUCACUAUUGUCAUGAAUAUAUUAGUACUAUGUGCUGUGAAAACUGAGAAGAAGCUGCAAACAGUUGGCAAUUUAUACAUUGUCAGCCUCUCUAUUGCAGAUCUUAUAGUUGGUGCAGCUGUUAUGCCCCUGAACAUUGUUUAUUUCCUAAGAUCUGCAUGGACUCUAGGCUUACCAGCCUGUUCGUUCUGGCUGUCAAUGGAUUAUGUGGCCAGUACUGCAUCCAUUUUCAGUCUCUUCGUAUUGUGCAUUGACCGUUAUCGUUCCGUUCAGCAACCACUGAAAUAUCUCAAAUAUAGAACAAAAAUGAGAGCACUGCUCAUUAUUUUGGGGGUUUGGUUGCUCUCUUUCAUGUGGGUCAUUCCAAUCCUAGGAUGGCAUGUUUUUGCUCAGAAUGGGGAAAGAACAGUAAAUGAAAACAAGUGUGAAACUGAAUUCUCUGAAGUCACCUGCUUCAAAGUGUUGACAGCCAUUAUCAACUUCUACCUACCCUCUAUCCUGAUGUUAUGGUUCUACUAUAAAAUAUUCAGAGCUGUUCGAAAACACUGUAAGCACCGAGAGCUCAUUGAUGGAUCAUACCGGUCUUUCUCAGAAAAAACCUCCAUACAUCAGAGUAAGACGAAGGACGAGCAAAAUACUUGCCUCCAAAAGCAAAUCUUAGAAGAGAACACCCCUCCCAAAGACAAGCAAAGUUCCCCUCAGCCCAAAAAUAUGGAGGCAGAGGUUCAUUUUGAUAAACCUGACAAGUCUUCAAAGGUAUUUGUUAGCAAGAGUAAUAGGGAAGUCCUUAAAUGGGGCUGUUUUUCUCUCACCGCUGCCCAGUCUGAGCCAGGCAUGGACAAAGCAGGAAAGAAGGCUGUGUGUGUAACAAAAAGCAAUGAAAAUGAAGAGGAGCCUUGCUCGCAAGACAGUGACGUAAGUAAUGCGUCAGACAACCACAGUUCCACAGAUGAGGUAACCUGUAGAGAGCCCUCCAAUCCUAAUCCUGAGACAGCCUGCAGUCCUCAGGAAAAGGCUGAGAACAGGGAUUUCAGAGGACUGGCUUACCUGAGGAAAACCUGGCAGAGUCUGCAGACCCAUUCCAAAAGGCAUAUGCAAGGACUGCGUGCGAACAGGGAAAGGAAAGCAGCUAAGCAGUUAGGGGUCAUAAUGGCAGCCUUUAUGCUGUGCUGGCUUCCAUAUUUUGUAUUAUUUACCAUAAAAGCUUUCCAUACCAAUGAACAGAUUUUGGAAUUUCAUAUGUUCACUAUAUGGCUUGGCUAUAUGAACUCUGCCUUAAAUCCAUUCCUGUAUCCUCUUUGUAACCAGAAUUUCAAGAAGACAUUCAAAAAGAUCCUGCACAUACAAUGAUAUUGGUCUGAGUUUUUUUGAACUAAAAAGCAGCUCGAGUGUUCAACCAAACAAAAUGUUCCAGUUUCACUGACAAACACCUCAGAUAAAGCGGAGGACUUUGGAAAACUCUAAUUUAUGAACAAGAGUUAGUAAAAGUAGGAAACAACUGGUUAACAUCUUUAACACAUUUGAAGAACUAAUUCAGAUCAGGAGUCUGAAAAACUCGGGGGCAAUCUCUGAACUAUUCCACUGUUGUACAUUUUACAGUUUGGGAUUACCUCUUUCAUCAUGUAGAACAAAAACCGGAGAUACAAAUAGAGAUCUUCAGUGAUUAUAAAUUAUUGAGCUACAGAAAGGGAAGAAACAGGAUCAUGUUUCUGUGACUGGACAAAUAUAUUUUUUCUCUUUCAAUUUACUCAAUUAAAGAUGGGAAGACAUUGUUUGUGAAGGACGAUCUGCAAGAGGAGGUACUUUGCAUAGAGAAAGAAACUUCAACUGUUUAAAGAAAUCUUUUUAUUUAUAGCUUCACCUAAAUCAUAAGCUUUUUUGAAAUGUCAAGUCAUAUUGUAACCUACUGUAUCUCUUUGAUAUCCUGCUUACUUCAUUUAUACCUGUACAUGUUAACUUUACUGAAAAUAAAAAAGCAUUUUUAUGUCCUGUAAA
Molecule: messenger RNA, 2599 nt
Organism: Columba livia (rock pigeon)
Lineage: Eukaryota; Metazoa; Chordata; Aves; Columbiformes; Columbidae
Gene: HRH1
Product: histamine receptor H1
Exons: 4
Coding region: 527-1954 (475 amino acids)
Biological process (GO): G protein-coupled receptor signaling pathway, coupled to cyclic nucleotide second messenger; positive regulation of vasoconstriction; chemical synaptic transmission
Cellular component (GO): dendrite; plasma membrane
Molecular function (GO): histamine receptor activity; G protein-coupled serotonin receptor activity; neurotransmitter receptor activity
Source: RefSeq, a predicted model, not a curated record